UGAAUCAAUGAAGUCAUUUUCUCUGUUUCUAUUUUCUAUACAUAUUUCUAGAUAUUUGGAUAACAAUUCAAUAACCAUCAUCACGGAAUAUACGUUCAUGAAUUUGAAUAAUGUUCAUGUAUUGAGUCUAUCACACAACGACAUAGAGACAAUUGCUGAGGAAGCGUUUCAUAAUCUUUCGGAACUAAGAGAGCUAAAUAUAUGCCACAACAAAAUUGUUCGGCUGAAUCCAGCAAUAUUCAUCAACCAAGACCGACUGAAACGAUUAUGCCUAGGAAACAAUCCUGUAGUAUUCAUACCCAAUGAUUGCUUCAAAAAUCUGGUUGAUCUAGAAUAUCUGAAUCUUGAAGAUGUCAGAAUCGAGAAUAUAAAUACGGCCAUGUUUCAAUCAUUACAUAAUCUAGAAUCCGUCGAUUUCAUUUCUCACUACUACUGCCAGUAUGUUCCUAAUCAACAUAACUGCAGACCUAAUGGUGACGGUAUAUCUUCAUCUACGAAUAUUUUAUCAAAACCAAUGUUUCGAUACUGGAACUGGAUUAUAUCAUCAGUAAUAUGUAUAGGAAAUUUCCUAGUCAUUUUCAGCAGGCUCCUCUGCAAGGAUGACAACCCAAUGUUGAGUUUGGUCAUCAGAAAUUUAGCAGUGAGUGAUUUUUUGAUGGGCGUCUAUCUUGUGAUAAUUGGAAUUAAAGAUGUCAAAUACAGGAAUAGAUACAAUGAAGUAGUACAAGAGUGGAAGGCCUCUUGGGAAUGUACUAUUACAGGAAUUGUGGGGAUGCUUUCAUCCGAGGUCACAGUGUGUAUUCUUGUUUUCAUUUCUGUCGAUAGAUUCUUGAUGAUCACUUCACCUUUAGGAAAACGUAGUUUACAGAACAAGAAACAUACUAUGACUAUUCUAUGUAUCAUCUGGUUCCUCGGAAUAUUGAUAGCAGUAGCUCCAGUUUUCAGGUAUGCAAAUGAUGAUGACAGAUUCUACGGUGUAACAGGAUUAUGCUUUCCUCUACACAUUGGUAACACGUACUUUACUGGAUGGCAGUAUUCUGCUGUUAUAAUUUUUGGAAUAAAUGCUACAAGUCUUAUCAUCAUUGCUGUGGUGUAUGUAACCAUGUUCGUUAGCAUUUGGAAAACUAGGAAUGCUACUCCUUUGCCAAGAAAAGAAUAUGACUUUGUUGUUAGAUUCUUCUUUAUAGUUUUCAUCUACACUAUAUGUUGGCUUCCCAUAAUAAUUUUGAAGGCCACGGUAUUCUUCAGUGAGAUUUCAGAUGAAUUUUAUGGUUGGUUAAUUGUUUUCGUACUUCCAAUCAAUUCUGCAUCAAAUCCAGUUUUGUACACAUUCACUUCUCCAAGAUUCACAGCAAGAAUUAGAAAAUCAUUUGCUGUGGAAAACAUUGUUGCUAAGAAUAAUGAAUACACGUCUCCUGCUGUUUCUACGGAAGUGAAGGAUGACCUUGAUUAUGGAAAAAAUGAUGCAAAUCAAGUGAAAAUUGUUGUAAACAAAUUCUGA
This is a messenger RNA of Phaedon cochleariae (mustard beetle), 1501 nucleotides long. Lineage: Eukaryota; Metazoa; Arthropoda; Insecta; Coleoptera; Chrysomelidae. The record is from the annotation of a GenBank genome assembly.